AUGCCACACCAGCCACCCUACGAUACUAUUUAUCCCAAUGAGCCGUAUUACAACAUCUCGUAUACGACUACAGCUAAGAGGAAAGCUACGAGGGCGUCUCAGGCUUGCGAUAGUUGUCGCGCUCUCAAGGCAAAGUGUGAUGAGACGAAGCCUUGCAAGAACUGUAGGGAGAAGAAUGUUGAGUGCAAGUAUAGGGAACCUGCACCAAAAGCGACCGACAAGGCGCAAGCGGACAUCCUAGAGGGCGUCGCAGCUAUCCAGAAGACUUUGGAGCAGUUGGUUUCGCAACAUGAGAAUAUGGAUAAGAGGGUAAGCAAGAUUGAGAAGGCCAUUGCUCAAGCCUUCCCACAGAUCGACUUCAAGACGGAAAACGAUGCCGAAGAAAGUGAAAAGGGCGAAAGCGAGAUGGUGGAUGUCAACGACGAUGUGAAGCCUUUUGCACCUAGUGACGAGUACUCGGAUGAUGCUGAGCUGAAACCCAACUUCGGUUACAGCUCAACUCAUCCGGGGUAUAACAUGCCUGAUGAGGAGAUGGAACCUGAGCCGGGCCCUGUUUUACCACCCGGCGAACUUGCGAUUCCCACGAACCAUACGACUGGAGCCGGGCAUUUACUAAACUGGCCCUGCAUUAACGCGAUGGUGCAGAGAGUGUUGAAUCGAGAAAGCUUGCGAUUUCCGGCGGAAUUUCCCAUUCGAGAGGAGGAACAACGAGGAAUUUUGAGAGUGUAUGGUCGAGGAGAGGGUCGGGAUCCGAUACCCCGUGAUAGGGAUGUGCGUGCUGAGCAUGGAACCACGGACAUCCCCGAAGAUGUUGCUUACUCUGACAUGAGCUCGCCGACACCCGGCGACGCCUCGGGUCAUAUUGGAGGAUUCAGUCCUGUGAACAUCUCCGAGUAUACCGGCUCUAAUUCAAGACCGCCUGUUCUCACGCCUAGCGGAGUUCCCGACUUCAGCGAGGGAAAGGUAUGGAAGUAUGUUAAGAGCUUUGAGGAAAACAUUCUCAAUAUGCAUCCCAUCAUUCAACCAAAGGACCUCCAUGCCAUGGUUCAGAUCUUCUUGAACAGCAUCCCCAAGCCCCCAGCGAAACCGGUUGCCCCUGCGCAGGUUGCCAAAUUCGUUCAGGCAUCCCCGCAGCCGGCGGCGGCAGAAGCCAUUGGUAGCAAGCGAAAGCGAUCGCCGGCGAUGGACGCUCCUGAUCCGCCGCAAAUUCAAUACAGGACGGGACGUCCUCCGCGAACUAUUAACAAUGCAGUGGUGUUGACUAUCCUAGCACUCGGCAAGAUCUGUCUUCAGCGAGACCGUGUUCCCGAUGUCGUACACGACUACUCGCCGCCGAAUGCCAGUUACAACAGGAGGAAUGGCUAUCCAAGCUCACCUGGACAUGCCUCCUCCCCAGAGGCCUACACCCCAGCGGCGAAUUAUCCAGCUAGCAUGGCACCGUCCCCCAAGGAGAGCGAACGACCUGGUCUUGGUCGUAGGUCAUCUUUCCAGGGAUCCAAAAGUGGCAGCCACCGUCCUCGCCGCAACUACGACGUGAUACCCGGCUUAGAAUACUUCGCCAUUGCAACGGACAUAAUUGGCAAUCAACUUGGCGGAAAUACCAUGAAUCAUGUCUAUGCCGGCAUUUUCGCAGGGCUCUUCCACGGCCAGCUUGGUCGAGUGAUCGAAAGCCACGCCUACAUCGCUCAUGCCUGCAACGUGUUGAUGAACAUCAUGCGGCCUGACAUUGUCGCCGAAAUCCCUCGACACCAGUCUGGGAUCCUCGCUCAAGAAGACCAUCUGCCUUAUCCCAAUCCUUACUUCUGGCAACAACAGGACCCCUCGGCCGAAGUUCUCCAGGACAGCGUAUUAACGAGCUACAUGGCGCAAUUGUAUCUCCGAAAGCAUCUCAACCAAAUCCAUCGAAUGCUAUACGGUUCCGAAACCGCCGCUUCAUCAAUCAACUUGGCGCAGGUGAACGAUGCGCAGGCUCGCGUGGCCGAUAUGACGUGGGUUGGACCAAUGUAUCGAUUCAGCGAAGACGACCCGCCAGCGAGCGACAUACUAUCGGCUCGCCUUCGGGCCAAGUACUGGGGUUCACAGGUCAUCACGUACAGACCCUGUGUCAAGGAAAUUCUCGAUCUCUCUUAUUCGCUGCGGGUAGAGACGGAUCCCGCGCUGCUUAAUGCCUCCUAUGCGGAACUACCGGAGCAUAUUAUACAAAGGGUUAAAUCGCUUCCCCAGGAGGUUUGGGCUCACGCGAGGAAGGCUAUUCGAUCACUCAUCGAGAGUACCCAGGCCUUUCAUGGGCUGGGCGAUAAGCGGCCCAUUAUUACAAACGUGUUUGGCACGGCUCAUGCCCAAUGGGGUAAUCUGGUAGUACUAGCGGCAUGCUACUGUGACCCAUUCCUCCGACAGGAGAUCGACGAGAAGCAGCUCAGGGAUCUCUACAUCAAGACGAUCGCCUUCUUCAACAAGGUUGCGUGCCCGACUAGCGCCCUCACCUUCGAUAAGAAACUGUUGGAGGCACUGUACCGUGACCUCUUCGACCAGCCCGGGGCUAAUGCAAACCUGAGCUUCUCGAGCGGAUCUAGCGGCCGAACUCCUAUUCAGCGCCACGCCGGUGUUAAUGUUAUGGCACCUGUCCAAGACCAGGAGGCCAUGAUGGUGCCGGUGCAAACACCAGAGAGUAUACCGAAUAUUCCGAACAUGCCAAAUCUAGUUCCGAUGACGCAAGGAGAAAUGAUGCCGAUACCAGAGCCGCGCAUGACGCCAAUGCAGGCACAGUCGUUGCUCCCGGCGCACAUGGUAACGACGCCCAUAGACGCUGGCAUGAUGGCGCCGCCUCCGCACCCUACGAUGGCGCCGCCGCCACAUCCGACGAUGAUGUGA
Messenger RNA from Scedosporium apiospermum, 2871 nucleotides. RefSeq lists its product as uncharacterized. Gene Ontology annotation, molecular function: zinc ion binding; DNA-binding transcription factor activity, RNA polymerase II-specific. The record is from RefSeq and is a predicted model, not a curated record. The transcript is spliced from 5 exons. Bases 1 to 2871 code for a protein of 956 amino acids. NCBI's taxonomy places the organism in Eukaryota, Fungi, Ascomycota, Sordariomycetes, Microascales, Microascaceae. Gene Ontology annotation, biological process: regulation of DNA-templated transcription.